Molecule: messenger RNA, 918 nt
Organism: Triticum dicoccoides
Lineage: Eukaryota; Viridiplantae; Streptophyta; Magnoliopsida; Poales; Poaceae
Exons: 2
Coding region: 8-724 (238 amino acids)
Biological process (GO): regulation of DNA-templated transcription
Source: RefSeq, a predicted model, not a curated record
UUGUGGAAUGUUCAAUAGGACAGGAAUAUUGUGUGGACAUGGUCUCAAAGUUCUUGACUUGAUGAAUAUAAAGACAUUACCAACACAUUAUGUAUUAAAGAGAUGGACUAGAGAAGCACGCAAUGGAAGCAUACAAGAUAGACAAGGAAGGAAUGUGGUAGAGAAUCCAAAGUUUGAAGCCCAACUUUGGUACAAGGGUGUGUCUCACAAGUUUCACACUAUGGCACAUAAAGUAGCCAACUCUCUAGAGUGUCGUUUGAUAUUAGAAAAUGCACUUGAUUGCGUUGGUCCACAACUAGAUGAGAAACUUGAUGCAACUAUGAAUGCUACGAAAAAGCCAUGUGAUGACCAAGAAAAUGUUGACCCAAAUGUGCAACUAACUAGUGAGUUUCUUAGUGCAGCAAAGCUCAAGAAAAAAGAGGUUGCAUCAAAAAAUUUGAGGAGAAAGAAAGGCUGGCUUGAUAAGUUACUCAAGGGGAAGCGCAAGCCAACUAAAGUUGCCCCGUCAAAAAAAAAGGGAGCAAAGCAGCAAAAGAAAAAUGAUGGUGGACAGCCUCAAGUGAGAGUGGAGAAGGAUGAUGGUGGACAGCGUCAAGUGAGAGUGGAGAAGGAUGAUGGCGAUAAAAGAGCAAAUGUGGAGCUUGAAGAGAGCAACACGGUUGUCAGUUACACGCAGCUCUUGAUGACUCCCCUUGGUGGUGUUUAUGAUGAAAAUCUGUUCUAACGUGUACAAGCUUGUUAGAUAGUAUUUUGGACAUUUUGACUAGUAUUUUGGACAAAGAUGACUAUAGUAUUUUGGAUUUUGGGCUGACUAUAGUCUUUCGUGGCCUAAGUGUACAAGUAGACUGGCCUAAUUUAUCUACUUGAAGAAUUAUGUAAGAACAGAUUUUGUUGGUGCCGAAUUUGAGUUGCAAAUGC